Suhomyces tanzawaensis NRRL Y-17324 is the source of this 2340-nucleotide messenger RNA. It is a transcript of the gene VTC3, whose product is annotated as vacuolar transporter chaperone. The transcript has a single exon. The coding region runs from base 1 to 2340 and encodes 779 amino acids. The record is from RefSeq and is a predicted model, not a curated record. NCBI's taxonomy places the organism in Eukaryota, Fungi, Ascomycota, Pichiomycetes, Serinales, Debaryomycetaceae. Gene Ontology annotation, cellular component: vacuolar transporter chaperone complex; fungal-type vacuole membrane.
AUGUUGUUCGCAAACAAGCUAGAGCACGAGAUUUACAAGCCUUGGAAAGAGUACUACCUCAACUACAAUGGGUUGAAGAAGCUCUUGAAAGAGGGCGUGAUUCUCCAAAACAACUGGUCGGACAAGGACGAGCAGAAUUUCGUCAGCGCCUUGGACUCGGACUUGGAAAAGGUCUACACCUUCCAACACAACAAGUACGAGGAGUUGAACGACAAGUUGAACGAGUUGCAGAGCAAGACCGAAAACGCCGAGCGCAAGUUCGAAGUCGACAAGUUCACCACCGAGUUGGAUGAGCUCCUCAACGCCGCCCAGGACUUGGAGCACUUCCAGAGACUCAACUACACCGGUUUCAUCAAGAUUGUCAAGAAGCACGACAGACUCCAUCCAUCGUACUCCGUCAAGCCUCUUUUGAACGUCAGAUUGAAGUCAUUGCCCUUCCACUCCGAGGAUUACUCGCCUUUGUUGUACAAGAUUGGUGCCCUUUUCCAAUUCUUGAGAGACAACUACAACGUGGACCAAUCCAUCUCAAAGCUCUCUUCCUUCACCGAGUCUUCGGCUAACACCGAGUACCAAUCUUUCAAGUUUUGGAUUCAUCCUGAAAACUUGAUGGAAGUCAAGACCACCCUCUUGAGACACUUGCCAGUACUUGUUUACAACAACAAGCGCAUGGAUGGUGACGAUGUGGACGAUGACGACGAGGAUGAAGAGGAUGGUGAAAGCAAAAACACUCAAUCUGAGCAAAAUGUCAACUGUCUUUACUUCGAUAACGACCACUUCGAAGUGUACAACAGUAAAUUGACCAAAAUUAGCAACUCAUCUACUUUAAGAUUGAAGUGGAUUGGUAAGUUGCAAGACAAGCCAAACAUCACCUUGGAGAAGAAGCAAUUUGACUCCAACUCCAACUUCCAUUUGGAUGACAAAAUCUCUUUGAAGCAAAAAUACAUUGGUGACUACAUUAUUAAAAAGGAAAUUCCAACCAAAUUGAAAAAAAUUAACGACCCAGAGUCAUUAAACAAUGUCCUUGCUUACAUCAAGGAAAACAACUUGCAACCAGUCUUGAGAACUGUUUACAAGAGAACUGCUUUCCAAAUCCCUGGAGAUGAUAAGGUUAGAGUUAUCAUUGAUUCCAAUCUUACCUUCAUCAGAGAAGAUUCAUUUGAUCAGCAAUUGCCAAUUAGAGAUCCUUCUAGCUGGCACAGAACUGAUAUCGAUUCCAAGGCAUCGAACCCUCUUCAAUAUUUGAGAAAGGGUGAAUUCUCCAAGUUCCCAUACUCUGUCAUGGAAAUCAAGAUUAAGAAGUCCGCUUUGAAGACUUCCAAAAAAUUGAACUGGAUCAACGAAUUGAUCAGCUCUUCUCAUUUGAUCAAGGAGAUUCCAAAUUUUUCCAAAUUCAUUCACGGUAUUGCCGCAUUGUUCAUUGAAGAUGAAAAGUUGGAAAAUGUUCCAUUAUGGUAUAACGAAUUGGAGAAUGACCUUUCAUUUAAUCCUGAAUUAUACUUGAAGAAGGCAAGAAUUGCAAGCGAGGAAGAGUCGAGGGACAGUCUUACAAACGAAGACAACUUGUCCAAGUUCAAGGAUAUGAUCUCCAAAAACAACAGCAGCACCUUCCAACCAAGAUCUGCUUCAUUUUCGGGAUCACUUUUGCUCAACUUGAACUCUAAGGAUGAAAACUUGGAUGGUUCUAAGCCAAUUUCCAGCGCUCUUACUGAGAUUGUGGAGGAAACUAAUGCUACCACCCAAUCGUCCGAUUUCGACGAUGAGGAUGACGAGGACGAGUUUCUUUCCAAGUCUAAGCGUGGGCCAUUGGCCAAGAUCUGGAACAUUCCAAACCAGUUCUCCAAGUUAAUCGAUGCCGACUCCGAAGACGAGGAAAUCGAAUUGCCAAUGGGCGUGACCAAGCCAGAUAGCUGGAUCAAGAAUGCCGGUCCUCUUAAGAUCGAGCCAAAGGUCUGGUUAGCCAACGAAAGAACCUUCAACCGUUGGUUACAUGUCACCACCUUGUUGUCAUCACUUACGUUUGUUCUCUACUCCAGUUCCCAAAAGUCCAACUUUAGUGGCAUUUCUGACUACUUGGCGUACUUUUACUUCGCCUUGACCUUGUUUUCUGGUGUCUGGGGAUACUACAUUUUCUUGAGAAGAAGAAGUAUCAUCAUGGAAAGAUCCGGUAAGCAUUUGGACAACAUUAUUGGACCAUUGAUCAUUGCCUUGGGAUUAGUCUUCGCUUUGAUCUUCAACUUCAUUUUUGGCUGGAGAAACUUGAACGUUGAUCUCAACGAUCCUUUCUACGAAACCAACUCCUUCCACAAGUAUGUGCAUGAGUUUGUUCUCCAGUCUGUUUAA